AGAGGAGGAGGAGGAAGAGCAGCUGAGUCGAGUCUGUAAAUCCACGAUGAGCCGGCUCUGCUGCAGACAACAAGUGUGCGCAGACAGAGAGGGAGGAUAAAACCAGGUUACUCUGUAACAGAGGGAGAGAGUGACGGGACGGGAGAGAGCAGAAAAGGAGGUUACCACGGCAACUCCUGGGACGUCGCUGCAGUGGCGGCGAGGACACCAGGACACGCAGAUUGAAGAGAUGAUGAGCAAAUGGAGGACAGAUCUGGGAGUCCAGUUGGACCUCUGACACCCAUCAAACAGAUUGGCACUUUCCUGGGUACCAGGAGGCUGACAGACCCUUUGCACAAAUAGCAAAGGUCCAAAGACAAAGAAAGAUCGGGUGUUCGGGUGCCAGCAUGUCCCAGGCAGGCAAAGUCCUCCACCUGUACGUUGAGGUGAGGUCGGUCACCGAGGAGGAAGGAAAGGUGCAGGGACGAGGAGAUGAUGGGACCGCUCACCUGAUGCUUCAGUGCCCAGACGUCCUCCCUCACUCCCAGAGAAGCUCCAGCCCCAACCGCAGUCAGAAUCCUUCUCCAGUUCCUCAACACCAAAGUGGGGUCGGAAGCCACAGCUUACCCCCAUCAAAGUCUUCCUCCAGGCACUCAGUCAGCUUCCAACUCCAAAACCCUGAUGCCACAGGAUCCCCCACCCAGUUCCAGCGGCAGGAUGUAUUUCAUGACAGUUUCAGUCAAUUCCUCCAGGUGCUUGCACCUGGAUCGACUGGUCCAGGCCAGCAUGACUCAUUGGGACGCACCUGCUCCUCUGACAUGAAUCCCUUCCAGGGAAGAGUGCUUAUCUCCCCAUCUUCUACAUCUUCUGGGACGCUGACUGUUCCCUCCACAAAUACCAGCAACCGUAGGUCCUAUGAAGGCCCAAGGGUGGAGGGUGAGGAGGGGAAGACAUCUGUAGUGACUUUUGGCUACAUAGAGAAAUCUAAUGUUCACAGCAUGGGGGGUCGGCGUAGCUCUAUGUGCCAAAGUGAGUUGGACAAUACUUUUAACAGACUGGAGAGGCAGCAGCUGCCUGGCCACCUCCGAAAGAGGUUGAGUGACCCAGUGUGGUACAAUGGGCAGCCAGAGCAGGGCGACCCUUACUCCAGUCACUCAUACCCAUCUCAGACUCAGUCCCCACAGGGCUCGCCUUACCUGCAGAGGGCUGUGGCAGAUGCAGUUGCCAGAGAUGCCACCUACAGGGCCUUGGAGGAGUUUGGAUCCCCAGAGCUUAGGCGCAGAUUUGCUGGCCACAGCCCAGAGAAUUGCAGCCCAACCCUACCACGGCACUACCAGUCCCCUCGCUGCCGGUCCUGGGGGGGUUCACCUGUCCUGCCCCGCAAUACCCACACCCUGCCAUCCAAGGCUCAGCUUCUGGAGAUGGACAGGGGAAUCUGCCGUAGUUCAGUGAAUGGAUUACCCAGAAGUCCUGCCUCUGACCACCUGUGUGCCCACAUUGGGUACUCCUCCCAGUCACCAGCCCCAAUCCUUCGCUCUCAUGGCCCACCCCAGAGCCAACAAAGGCCAUGGAUGGGGGACGAGAGCCCCAAGUUGUCCAGCAAAUUUCAUCCACCUUUACCAGCAGGGAGACCCACAGACAUCCAGCAUGAGAUUCCAACUAGCAUGUUCCCUACCAGCAACCAUUCCAGUUCCGGCUACCAAGUUAGUGGGAACCCCCAACACAGUGUUAAUAGUAGCUACAGUGCUAACAUCACCAACACCAGUCAUAAUGCUACAGACAGUAUACACUUCAGUACUAAUGAGAACUUAUCCAGCAAGUCUCACUACAAAUCGUCACGCUGCAGUAGCAGAGCCAGUGACACAGCCAGCCCCACCAAUGGCAGGAGGAGCAUCUCCCCAUCCCCAAAUGCUGAAGUGGCUUCUAGGUUAGCUGCAGAGGCUACCAAACUGUCCACCAUUUUUGCCGAAAGGAGGACUCCCUCUCCAACACCUUCUCAAGCUGAGUCACUGCGGUCAGAGAGUCCCAGGAUGGGAGGGUCGUUCCUGAGAGAAUCCCAACCUUAUGCCACUCUUCAUGGGCGAAGCUCCCCUGAGCCUGUGCAGGCCGACAGCCAGAACCACAGAUGGAAACCAGACAAAGCAAUACCUCAGACCAGACCAGGACGUAUCUCACCUCUCUUACCCCACAAAGGCCUGUCUUCACCAGCAUCUCCAGCCCUGCCAGCCAGGUUGCACCGUGCAGCCGCCUGUCAAUCACCAGUCUUGGACCCACGGCAUCAACGGGGUUCAUCACCCACUAAGGAUGUGUCAGCCCUGCACCGCUACCAGCAGCCACAGUACACUGGAGACCACAGAUCGCCUGGCAUGGAGCGGAAGCAACAUGAUCACCUCUUUGACAGAUCACUUAGGGACAGCCCUGAACUCUCCAGGAGACUUCUCUCCAGCCAGAACACAGAAGCACUGCCUGUGAGCUGGACCUCCAGGCACCAGCAGUGGAGGGAAGCUGGACCAGUCCAGGAUGGGGACGAACUCUGUGAAGACAACUACAGACAGUCCACCUCAAGAGUUUACACUCCAAGCAAAGAGGAGUACCACAGGAAGGUCGGAGGAGACAAAAUGCUAAAGACAUCAGUACAGGAGUACCACACACCGGUUAUAAGUGUGUCCAAGGAUGAGAGGGAGGAGGUUCAGGAUCACAGCGGGGCUGCUGGGAUGUCCUCUCAAAGCUCCAGUGGAGUAACAGGCAGCAUGGGAGACAGUUCGCAGCUGGACAGAAACGACAGUCUGUCCCCCGAAACCUCGAGCCAGUCCAGCCACGAUACGACAGACACCGGCUCGGGGUUACAGGUCGGCUGGGUGGGAGGGUGGUGAGGGUUUGGCUGUACGUUGUGUGUAUG
Epinephelus lanceolatus (giant grouper) is the source of this 2878-nucleotide messenger RNA. The record is from RefSeq and is a predicted model, not a curated record. NCBI's taxonomy places the organism in Eukaryota, Metazoa, Chordata, Actinopteri, Perciformes, Serranidae.